AUGGAGAGAAUCGAUGUUCACACCCAUUGUGUGCCACCCUCGUAUCGCGAGUAUUGCCUGCAGAGCGAAUUCGCAGGCCGAGGCCACCCAGAUGGUAUGCCCUCAAUCCCAGAAUGGAGCGCCGAAGCACACAUCGAACUAAUGAAUCAGCUAAACAUCAAGAAAUCAGUGCUGAGCAUGUCCUCCCCAGCAACCCACCUAACCCCCGGAAACGACGAAGAAGGCCGAUCCAUAACCCGCCACGCCAACAUCGACAUGUCCAAAACCUGCGCCGAUCACCCAGCCCACUUCCUCUUCUUCGCAUCUCUCCCCCUCCCAGACGUGGAAGGCUCCCUUGCAGAAAUAGACUAUGCACUAGACCAUCUUGGCGCAGUGGGGUUUCAGAUCCUGACCAAUUCGCACGGCAUCUACCCGGGCGAUCAACGCUUUAGUCGUGUGUUUGACAAAUUGAGUGAGCGAAAGACCAUCGUCUUCUUUCACCCGACUACCUGUCUUAUCCGGCAUGAUGACUCCCUCGAGAAGGUGACACCGCUCCCUGGUGUCGCGGCGCCGAUUAUGGAGUUCAUGUUCGAUUCGACCCGGGCGCUUAUGAGUUUGCUUACUUCUGGGACUGUGGACCGAUGUCCUGGGAUUACUUUCGUGGUGGGUCAUUGUGGUGCGACUUUCCCUCCGAUUAUGGAGAGGAUCGCGGAGUUCUCGUCCAUGGUUCCUGGUGCAGGGGAUGGGAUUAGUGGGGAGAAGAUCAAGCAGCUGUUGCAGACGCGUUUCUAUUUUGAUCUUGCGGGUGUGCCAUUUCCCGAUCAGAUUCAUGGUCUUCUACGGCUCGUUGAUUCGUCCAGAUUGCUGCUGGCGGAGUCUCUGGCUAAAAAAGUGGAUGAUGGAUUGCGGAGUCUAUUUGGAUCGGAAACAACGGGACGAAUUUUGUUGGAUAAUGCGCAAGAUCUGCUUGGGGAAGCCCGUGAAUAG
Molecule: messenger RNA, 966 nt
Organism: Penicillium mononematosum
Lineage: Eukaryota; Fungi; Ascomycota; Eurotiomycetes; Eurotiales; Aspergillaceae
Product: amidohydrolase family protein
Exons: 3
Coding region: 1-966 (321 amino acids)
Biological process (GO): secondary metabolic process
Cellular component (GO): cytosol; cytoplasm
Molecular function (GO): carboxy-lyase activity; hydrolase activity
Source: RefSeq, a predicted model, not a curated record